CUUGAUGGACCUUGUCAAUUCACACAACACUAAAAUAUUAUUUUAAAAGAAAGGACUGCUUGAGACAUGACAUGAUACGCUUCCCAACGAAACAAUCAGCCAUGCCCUAUUAUGUUGUACGAAUUAGGUUUUGAAAUUGGGGUUUAUUUUGGCACCAAGAUUGAUAAUGUUAGAAAAUUUUUUAAAAAAAUUCAUUUUCCCACCACUAACUCAUUUGGAACAGCCUAUAUAUAAACAGGUGCCCCCUUUCCUUGUGAGUGACACACAUUAUCUCCACCAUAGUUAGAAAAAAAAAAAAAAAAUUGUACACCUCACUCAGAAAUUAUAGUACAUCGCACAUGGUGGCUGGUGGUGGAGAAGACUCAUGCGGGUUCGAUGGGGGUGGUCCGCCUUGGAGAAAUUCACUUCAGGGACACCCCCAUUGCUACUGUGGUGAUCUAGCUUAUGUUUGGACUUCUAGUAGUAGAGCAAAUCCUGGUCGUCGAUUCUUCGGAUGUCCACACUAUGAGAACGAUGAAAGUCGAGGAUGUGAUUACUUUUGUUGGAUCGAUAAAUCACAUGGUAAGAGAAGUACAGAUGCUACACCUGGAUUGCGAAACCAAAUCAAGAUUUUCGAAGAAGAUAAGAAACGCAAUGAGAAUGUUAUUAGAAAAUUAAUUUUUAUCAUUUUUAUUUGCCUUCUCAUCAUUGUCCAACUUAUAUUGCGUUGAAGAUAUGGGUUGUCCCAAAAUGCAAAUGUUUUGUAUGUCUUAUGUUCUCAAAA
This is a messenger RNA of Cannabis sativa, 763 nucleotides long. RefSeq lists its product as uncharacterized. Bases 339 to 710 code for a protein of 123 amino acids. Gene Ontology annotation, molecular function: zinc ion binding. The record is from RefSeq and is a predicted model, not a curated record. NCBI's taxonomy places the organism in Eukaryota, Viridiplantae, Streptophyta, Magnoliopsida, Rosales, Cannabaceae. The transcript is spliced from 2 exons.